UCCAUUCUCUCUGAAAAUGGGCUCUAGUUCAGAAGAUCAAUUUGUCUGGCCUUUGAUGGGUGUUCUAGUUAACAUGCCUACUGAGUGGAAGGAUGGGCGCCUAGUUGGACAGAGUGGAAACCGGCUUAAAGAGCAACUUUCACGCUUCUGCCCGCAGAAGGUUAGUCCUCUAUGGAAUCAUAGAGGUCAUACAGGAAAUGCUAUUGUUGAGUUUGCAAAAGACUGGACUGGCUUCAAGAAUGCGCUCGCCUUUGAAAAUCAUUUUGAGGCAGAGGGAUAUGGCAAAAGGGAUUGGAAGCUCAAGAAUUACAGAGGGCUAGAGAUGUUUGGAUGGGUUGCAAGAGCUGAUGAUCAUAGAUGCCAAGGGCCUAUAGGAGCCUAUUUGCGAAAAAAUGGUGAUCUGAAAACUGUUGGUGUUGUUGAAAGAGAAGAAGCUCAGAAAACUGAUAAACUUGUUGCUAAUUUAGCUAGCCAGAUUGAAGUAAAGAACAGGCAUGUGGAAGAACUGAAAUCCAAGUACAAUCAGACAACAGCAUCGCUUGACAUGAUGAUGGAGCAAAGGGAAAAAAUUCUCCAGAAGUAUAAUGAAGAAAUUCACAAGAUGCAGCAAGAUUCUCGAAGGCAUUCACAGAAGGUCUUCGAUGAGAACAAAAAACUCCGCAAAGAGUUGGAGUCCAGGAUGCACGAACUUGACUUAAGAUCCCAGCAUCUUGAUGACAUAGCUUCGCAAAGUGAUUCAGACAUAAGGAAUCUUCAGCAAGAGAAGGAAAAGAACAAAACUGAAACUGAGCAUCUUAAGAUGGCAACAAUGGAGCAACAGAAGGCCGAUGAGAACGUGCUUAAGCUUGUGGAAGAACACAAGAGGGAGAAACAAGCUGCUCAUGAAAGGAUUCUCAAGUUACAGCAGGACUUGGAUGCCAAACAGAAGCUUGAGUUAGAAAUACAGACACUGAAAGGAAAACUGGAAGUUAUGAAGCAUAUGCUAGGUGAGCAGGAUUCUGAAUCAAAGAAGAAGAUGGAUGAACUCACUGAGGAACUGAAAGAAAAGGUUGCUGAAUCAGAAGACAUGGAGGCUCUGAACAAAACUCUGGUUAUCAAGGAAAGGAAGAGCAAUGAUGAGUUGCAACACGCUCGGAAGGAGUUGAUAGAUGGCUUUCAGGUGCUUGUUACAGUCCAAGCUAAUAUAAGUACAAAGAGAAUGGGUGAGCUUGAUCCCAAAGCAUUUGGAAAAGCUUGUGGGAAAAGGUUACCAAAAGAGGAUGCAGAAGUCACUUCUGCUCUCCUGUGCUCAAAGUUGGAUGCUGAAAUUAGAAACCCAAAAUGGCACCCUUUUAUUAAGGUUAAAACGGUGGAUGGAAAAAAAAAUGGAAUUUCUUAAUGAGGAUGAUGAGAUGCUCCGGAAGCUGAAAGAAGAGCACGGUGAAGAAGUUUAUGGGUUGGUAGCAAAGGCACUGCUUGAGAUCAAUGAGUACAAUCCCAAUGACCGCUAUCCUGUACAAGUGCUGUGGAACAACAAGGAGGGCCGGAGAGCAACGCUGAAGGAAGGAAUCCAGUACAUGAUCAAGCAGUUGAAGACUUGCAAGAGGAAGCGUUGAGCCAAUUGGUUGGCUGGUGGCUUCUGUGUUUUGUUUGUGCUCUCGGUUCUCCUGAGCUUGGAACAUGAACUCGAUAUUAGCUCGUCGUUUUUAAUUAACUCAUGAUGAUGAGUGAGUAGACUCUGGAUUCUGCCAUUGUGGUAUGGACAUAUAUCGGUAUAUGACUGCUGUUAGUCAGUCUGGAUUCUCCUGUUGUGGCAUGGACAUAUGAAUGCUGCU
This is a messenger RNA of Sorghum bicolor (sorghum), 1814 nucleotides long. Its product is annotated as protein INVOLVED IN DE NOVO 2. NCBI's taxonomy places the organism in Eukaryota, Viridiplantae, Streptophyta, Magnoliopsida, Poales, Poaceae. The transcript is spliced from 6 exons. The coding region runs from base 17 to 1378 and encodes 453 amino acids. Gene Ontology annotation, biological process: gene silencing by siRNA-directed DNA methylation. The record is from RefSeq and is a predicted model, not a curated record.